AUGUCGAACACAACACAGACACAGGAUAAGCCCGAAACGUCCGAACAGCCAACACAACAGAAGCCCACCGUGCUGGAGGAAGACGAUGAAUUCGAGGAUUUCCCAGUCGAAGACUGGCCUCAAGAGGAAGCCGAACAAGCAAACGGAAAUGACGCCCAUCUGUGGGAGGAGAGCUGGGACGAUGAUGAUGCUGCGGAUGAUUUUUCAAAGCAGUUGAAGUACGUUGCUCCCGACGCCGUCGAAGCUCGCCUUCUGCUCGUUGCUGGGAGAAUUGGCGAUGGAUUCCACCAAGCCACGUCACGCUCCAUCUGA
Aspergillus thermomutatus is the source of this 312-nucleotide messenger RNA. Its product is annotated as proteasome regulatory particle lid subunit SEM1. The transcript is spliced from 2 exons. The record is from RefSeq and is a predicted model, not a curated record. Gene Ontology annotation, biological process: double-strand break repair via homologous recombination; mRNA export from nucleus; proteasome assembly. Lineage: Eukaryota; Fungi; Ascomycota; Eurotiomycetes; Eurotiales; Aspergillaceae. Gene Ontology annotation, cellular component: proteasome complex; proteasome regulatory particle, lid subcomplex. The coding region runs from base 1 to 312 and encodes 103 amino acids.